Molecule: messenger RNA, 3968 nt
Organism: Astyanax mexicanus (Mexican tetra)
Lineage: Eukaryota; Metazoa; Chordata; Actinopteri; Characiformes; Acestrorhamphidae
Exons: 7
Coding region: 1761-3209 (482 amino acids)
Source: RefSeq, a predicted model, not a curated record
GUUUAUUUUACUCAAGUAUAUGCCUAUAAAUAGUAAAAUCAGAGAAACUGAUCAUUUUGAAGUGGUCUCUUAUGUGUAUGCCAUAUGAUAUUGUAUAACUGAUGUUGUGGCAAAAGACUGUUGUUGUUGUUACUAAGUCUUUUAUAUUUUUAUGGCCCCACGCUUUAUAGAAUUUCUUUUCUCAUGUUUCAGGAUACACUAUUCACCGAUGUGGCUUAGGGGGCAGGGUACAACUCCAUUAUCACUGCAUGUACUGUCAGUCAACUGUGCUGCGUAAGGAAGACUUUGAAAACCAUUUGAUUGUGUGCAAGACUAAACAAUCAACCACAACACCUCUGUCUAAGCAAUGUUCUUCAAGUCCCAAGCUGUGCCCACCAAGUGCUGAGCCAUGCACACCUAGUAUUGAGCCAUGCCCCCACAGUGUAAAGCUGCAAGUACCCAGUUUACAGCUGGAAGCAACACGUGCAAAGCCAUGUCCACCCAGUGUAGAGCUAGAAGCAACAAGUGCAAAGCCAUGUCCACCCAGUGUACAGGAAGCAACACGUGCAAAGCCAUGUCCACCCAGUGUACAGGAAGCAACACGUGCAAAGCCAUGUCCACCCAGUGUACAGGAAGCAACACGUGCAAAGCCAUGUCCACCCAGUGUACAGGAAGCAACAUGUGCAAAGCCAUGUCCAUCUAGUGUACAGCUAGAAGCAACAAGUGCAAAGCCAUGUCCACCCAGUGUACAGCUGGAAGCAACAAGUGCAAAGCCAUGUCCACCCAGUGUACAGCUGGAAGCAACAAGUGCAAAGCCAUGUCCAUCUAGAGUACAUCUAGAAGCAACAAGUGCAAAGCCAUGUCCACCCAGUGUACAGCUGGAAGCAACAAGUGCAAAGCCAUGUCCACCCAGUGUACAGCUGGAAGCAACAAGUGCAAAGCCAUGUCCAUCUAGAGUACAUCUAGAAGCAACAAGUGCAAAGCCAUGUCCACCCAGUGUACAGCUGGAAGCAACAAGUGCAAAGCCAUGUCCAUCUAGAGUACAGCUGGAAGAACCCAGUGCAAAGGUGCCUGCACCUGGUACCAAGCAGUUCCUACCCAGUGUAGAGCCAUCUCUUUCCAGUGCCAAGCCAUGUAUGUCCAGUGCAUAGACAUGUCCACAUAGGGCAGAAGAAGCUGACCUGGAAAUUCAUGCACUCAAAAGAGUUCGUGUGAGGCCUGUUGUCCGUGAAAAAUGUCCUAUGUGCAAAGUUCUUAUGAACAAACGCAACAUCAGAAAGCAUAUAGACCGUAAGCAUACAAACCAGGAGCUUUUUGAUGUAACUUCUAAAUACCACCUUAGGAGUGAGUGUAUUGAUGAGGUUAAUGGUAUCUUUUCUGUCCAAAAGACUUUCCAUGGCCACAGUGUCCCUCUUCAUGUCCAGAAUAAAACAUGUGGUGAAAAUCAUCAUGUGUUUUGUGAGUCACAGAACUGUCAAGUUAACAUGGAUUUAGCAUGGAGGAGUGGCCUAAAAUCAUAUAAAUGUGUACAUCUUAGGUCAAUCACUUACUGUACAGGUUCAUGUAAGUCUAGCACACUGCUAGAAGGUUCUUUAACAAAGAUGGUGCAAACUAAAUGGUUCAGUGAAGAGGCAAAAAAGAAUUGCCUUGCAUGACAGAGACUGGCCAGAGAGAAUAAUGUUCCUCUCUCUGUUUGCCUAAAUAUAGGAUUUCCUCAAGCAAAGAAAGUUGUGUCUGUAUUUGAGCCCACUGUCUCAUAUUACAGUCGCCUUGGACGAGUUAUGGUGGUGUACAACAGCAGAUUAAACUCGUGGCAUUGUCCGUGUUCUAAAACAAGACGGUCCUGUGCACAUAUUUAUGUGGCCAAGUGGCAUCUUUUCCAAGAACAGUCUGAUUUGUUCAGGACAGUUCGAAGCACAGAAGAGAUGGAUCCAAUUGCUGGCACAAUCGAGCAUGAACGUCUUGGGGACACAGACGAGAAGGGAGUGACAAGUCCUACAUACCCACCAAAAGGUGAUGGCCUGAACAGUAUGGUGAAAUACAUACUCAGAAAGAAGAAGGUACCUGCUGUGUUACCAGAACAUUUACGCCUACCAUCAAAAGAAUUGCAGUACCCAAGAUAUAUAAUUCCAGAGGAAAUGAUGUGCCAGAUCUGUCCAGGGAAUGUGCCUCUCAGUGAACCAAUCCUCAUCACUGACAAAGCAAGGAUCCUUACCAGCUUCGGCAUUGUUCAAAAUGUUUCCACCUACUGCAAACGUUGCCCAGACUGUGAGGUCUAUUACCGAUAUCAAGAGUGGAAGGAUGGGGUUCAUAAUUUCAGUGACCACAUAUUACUUGACCUACCCCUGUGUAUCAAACUGAGAAACCUACUACAGGUCCAUACAGCAGUCAGCAGAGCAGUUGAUUAUAUCCAGCUUAACACAGGAGUAAGGUUCCCCUCAAAAGACACAGUGCUCCAUGGAUAUCUGCAUUUUGAAGCCCUCACAGACCAUGAAUACAAGUAUUCAUGUGUCACCUGUGGUGAUCAUCCUGCUGUGGUCAUAAUGGAUUUGCAUAAGAAGGCUGCUUUUCAUUUGUCAAUAACUGACCUGGGAGGACCACCACAUAAUUAUACUGGCGAAGUGGAUAUAGAGAAGUUUUGGGAUGCUCUGACCAUGGAGAUGAUUGGUCGUGGAUUUGUAAAAAGUUCAAAACACAAUCCAUUUGCAGUCCCACCGACCUAUCACUUUUGGGCUCCAUGGAUUGGUCCAUGUACAAGGAAGGCUGACAUUGUGCUCAAUACUGAGUUUGCAAAGAUGCAUGCUCCAAAAUCCACUGCUGAAGUAGAAGAGCUAACCGUCACUGAGGAACGUCUGACAGAUGAGCUUUCUAAACAAAAGGUGGGAGUCAUACGAAAUUUAUGUAGAGAGUGUGGUUUAGACUCCAGAGGAUCACGCAGUGAUCUCCUUCUCAGACUUUCCAGUGAGAUGAAAACAAGACAGGCUUAUGAUAAAGUGUUUGAGAAAAUUUGGGCAGCCUCAGGAGGAUGGGCCGUGGUCAUGUGCCCCUGUGGGAUUGUGUACAGUAUCAAGCACAACAUUCGUGCUGAGAGUCCACGUGACUUUGCAGAUAUUCUUCUCUCAUGGAGGCACAUGCCGAAUGUUGUCAUAUAUGAUUUUGCACGUUAUCGUGUUGUCUUCAGAAUAAACACGCGACACCUUGCUUGUGCUCAUGAACUCCGCUUUACUUAGAACUCUCCAGAUACACACACACACAGACUUGCUCUAUAGUGAAAGUACCCACACAGCAUAACUUAUUAGUGACCUCUAGUGGUCGUAACCAGACUACAUGUUAGUAUAGGGAUGUACAGAGCCCAACAUGUACCAGCUUCAUAUACUACACACGUGGGCUAGCCACCCAUACUAACUUGAGAGAACCCGAAAGGGUGCCCUUUAAUCCCUUUGAAGGUCGAAUAAGGGCACCUUCUAAGGAAACAAUAGCCCUUGCAAAACAAGGAAAGGUUAAGGUAUCCCUACAUUGGCUAGACAGUCCCAAAGUAGUCCCAGACAAGAGGGGUCACCCAGUUACUGGCUCAGCACAGCAUUAUUGCCUAUAUGACAAGUUUCAUGAGGCAAAUACAAAAGAUGACAGGGACCUACUUCGGAAAAUUUCCCUGGUCCCACAGCUGGCUGGCAAAGUAAAUAGUCAAGUGGCAGAGCAACUAUUUGGCAAACUUAGAAAAAACAACUACUUCCUGAACAUGAGCCAGCCCUCUACUCAUGUAUUCUUGAUGAGGAACAUUGUUCAUCACAUGAAUGUACAAAAAAACAAAGCCAGGUUGGAGACAAUCCAAAGGACCUUUGGAGUUGAAGUGUCAAUGAACAUCCACAGUCAAGCUGUGAUUGGUGAGCAACAGGAAUAUAAUAUUUAUUUCAUAUUCAUAUUUUUCUCUAAAAACAUUGUCACCAACUACAUAAAAUACAGCUUAUUUAUUUGUUUAUUGAUUGUGU